This is a messenger RNA of Verruconis gallopava, 2085 nucleotides long. RefSeq names its product phosphatidylserine decarboxylase. Lineage: Eukaryota; Fungi; Ascomycota; Dothideomycetes; Venturiales; Sympoventuriaceae. The record is from RefSeq and is a predicted model, not a curated record. The transcript has 3 exons. Gene Ontology annotation, cellular component: mitochondrion. The coding region runs from base 75 to 1736 and encodes 553 amino acids. Gene Ontology annotation, biological process: phosphatidylethanolamine biosynthetic process. Gene Ontology annotation, molecular function: phosphatidylserine decarboxylase activity.
CACUGUUCUCUCUGCGAGAAAGCUUCAUCGGACUGCAUUGCUGGCGCAGCUAUCUAGGCGAUGGGUGGCACAUCAUGGCCGUCUCAAGAUUGUUCUCUCGACCGCGGGCUCUCCCUCCUCCCACUUCGAUCUCUUCUCGUCAUCUUCGACUGAGUCCUAUCUCGCAUGCUUCUCAAGCAAGGAACCCGCAGACAUGGCGCACGUUCUCAUCGUCUGCAGGACGGCAUCAAAAGCCGCGCGGCAAGGAGUCGUUUCGGUCAAGACUGGGCACUGCGCUGAAAGGCACAAAGAUAGAGUGGUAUUGGUUGCCGGCUACCGCAGGCAUUGCCUUUGUAGGUGGUCUGCAGUCAUAUCGCAUGUAUGCGACGGCCAAGGCAAAGGAAGAGGAGGCCGACAACGCCAGCCUGUACAGCGAUGACGGAGAACCAGAGAAAAAGCCAAAGAAGAGAAAGAGAACUCGUCCUAGCGGCCCGUGGCAGGUUCAAAUCAUGUCUACGCUGCCACUGAAGGCUCUCUCGCGAGCCUGGGGGUGGUUCAAUUCCUGCGAAAUACCCUACUAUCUGCGUGUUCCGGGCUUCAAGCUAUAUGCUUUCAUAUUUGGCGUCAAUCUGAACGAAGUGGCAGAGCCUGAUCUACAUGCCUAUCGCAAUCUUGCCGAGUUCUUCUACCGCGAACUCAAGCCCGGUUCACGACCUCUCGACCCGAACCCCAACGCCGUUCUCUCUCCUGCGGAUGGCAAGGUGAUUCAGUUCGGAGCCAUUGAGCAUGGCGAAGUGGAGCAAGUCAAGGGAGUGACCUACUCUCUCGACGCUCUACUCGGCACGAAGGCACCAACGGCGGCGGCCAAGCUCGCAAGCUCUUCAAGAUCGCCUUCUCCAAGCCCCGAGCGAUCGAACAACGGCGACGAAGAGCAUAUCAAGCGUGACGAGGAGUUCGCGCGCAUCAAUGGCAUAAGCUAUACGUUACCUAAUCUGCUUUCUGGCAGUCCGGACAAGGAGUCCAAGUCAGGCAUCAAAGUGGAUCAAUCUACGCCGUCGAAGCCAACGUCUGAAGCCGAAGUCCGAGCCGACCUCGCACUGUCUGAGAGACCGUGGUGGGCGCCUCGCACCACGAAAACACCCACGCAGCUAUACUACGUAGUCAUCUACCUAGCCCCAGGUGACUACCACCGGUUUCACUCGCCCGUUUCGUGGGUCGUCACCUCACGUCGCCACUUCGCGGGCGAGCUCUACAGCGUCAGCCCGUACUUGCAACGUACAUUACCGGGCCUCUUCACGCUGAAUGAGCGCGUCGUCUUGCUUGGCCGCUGGCGCUGGGGUUUCUUCAGCUACACGCCCGUCGGCGCUACCAACGUCGGCUCCAUCGUCAUCAACUUUGACAAGGAGCUGCGGACCAAUUCCCUGCUCACCGACACGGCCGCCGACCGCGCCGCUGAGGAAGCUGCUGCACGUGGCGAGCCCUACUCUGGCUUCUCGGAAGCCACGUACGAGAAUGCUAGCGCGAUUCUGGGGGGCCACGCGUUGAAGAGGGGCGAAGAGAUGGGAGGUUUCCAGCUGGGGAGCACGAUUGUGCUUGUGUUCGAAGCACCCAAAGGAAGAAGAACGACGAGCUUUGACGAGGGUUAUUCCGGGGUAAGGCAAGGCGGCUGGAGAUGGUGCAUUGAGAAGGGAAUGAAGGUCAAAGUUGGUCAGGCUCUUGGCGAGGUGCUGGAGGACACGGACAAGAGCUACUGGUAAGCUGCGCGGGUGGGUGUCUCCAGGAAUGCAUGUACAGAUACUGUGUGUAAUUUGGUUGUACGACCCCUUUUACGGAUGAAGAUAGCGGGCGGACGUCGAAUUUGUGGCUCCCGAAUGGUUUGACGUCCAAUCCAGACUGUCGAGCCAUUAAAUAUAAAUAGAGUUAUACAGCUGUCGUGGUUAACCAAAACCAUGCAAAGGACAAACUAUAUCCAAUAUCCCCAUUUUAUGGAUGCGGGGUAUCGAAUCUGCAUGAUGCUGCCCAUCAAGCACAUUUCUAAGACGCUCACUCUGGUUCUGUCAAAAACGUGGUAGCGAAGAUCACACAGCUGAACGAUCUUCUUCAACC